Fusarium odoratissimum NRRL 54006 is the source of this 363-nucleotide messenger RNA. RefSeq lists its product as uncharacterized. NCBI's taxonomy places the organism in Eukaryota, Fungi, Ascomycota, Sordariomycetes, Hypocreales, Nectriaceae. The record is from RefSeq and is a predicted model, not a curated record. The transcript has a single exon. Bases 1 to 363 code for a protein of 120 amino acids.
AUGGCAGAUCUCGAUAAGAGAAAGGCAAAGAAGAAUUCCGAGCCUAUACGCCAAGGAAUUGUUCAAUGCCUCUCGAAGCGGAAUGCGAGGACCUUGCUUCGAGAACGACAGGACUUGAGAGACGAUGAGGCCAAGGUGCUAUUGGCAUCGGAGCAAGACAUUGAUGUUGAGAUGGACAAGAAGGGCAAGAAGGCUCUUGAACGUGAGGAGUCAAGUGACUCUGAAAGAGGUCAGCUUCAAGCCAAAAGACCCAGUCUUACCCGGCACGGUGCUCUAGUCCCACGUAUGCCAGUGUCUCAGAUCCAAAGUCACCCAACUUCAGAUCGAAGACGUCCGCAAAAUGGGCAAUUGGGGUUUAAUUGA